Peronospora matthiolae is the source of this 1407-nucleotide messenger RNA. The record is from the annotation of a GenBank genome assembly. Lineage: Eukaryota; Oomycota; Peronosporomycetes; Peronosporales; Peronosporaceae.
AUGUCGCAGGUUUCCACGCCCAUGGACGUGACGCUCGGUCUUGUGCGCUGGUCUCCAUGUGGUCGGUACGUGGCUGCAGUCAGCAAUAACCGUCUGGUGAUCCGGGACGUUCAAUCGCUAGAAACCGUGCAGCGAUAUCUUACGCUAAACGACGUGCAGUCUCUGGCUUGGUCCAGUGAUUCGCAAUUCGUGCUCACGGCUGCACACAAACGUGCAGUGGUGCAAAUUUGGUCCGUCCAAGACCCAUCCUGGAGAUGCAAAGUAUCCGAAGGGGUUGCAGGAUUGGUCCAUGCGAGAUGGACGCCUGGUGCCCGUCAUGUAGUCACUGUAUCGGACUUCCAGCUGCAUGCUACCGUGUGGUCUCUGGAAGAUUCGACAGUUAGGCACAUGAUCCAGAAUCCGAAAUUAGCGGCGGAUGGACUGAGCUUUUCGGCAAAUGGCGAGUUCCUGGCAGUUGCUGAGCGGCAUGACUGCAAGGACUUUAUUGGCAUCUACAGCUGCGCGAGUUGGGAGUUAACGGCCCAUUUCUCGAUUGAGAGUUACGAUUGUGUCGCAAUCGAGUGGUCGCCGGAGGAUGCGACAAUUGCAGUGCGGGAUACCCACUUGGAGUUUCGGGUGCUGCUCUAUUCACCCGAUGGCACGUUACGGGCAAAGUUUCAGGCGUAUGCGAAUGCGUUGGGGUUGAAGACGAUGGCGUGGUCCCCCUCUGGCCAGUUUCUUGCUUUGGGGAGCUACGAUGAACAUUUGCGCGUACUGAGUCAUCUUCAUUGGAAGCCGGUCGCAGACUUUGACCACGAAAGUGUUGCUCUCAUGAGCUCCCACACGAAUCAGGCAGCGACAGAAUACGAAGAAAACUUUGCGGAUGCCAAUGUCAUGGAUCGACCACAAGGCAAACGUGUUGCAAUCAUGCAGUCUGGCUCUUCGCUGCUUUCCAACUCUCUCCAGGCAGCAUCAGCAGCAGCCGAAGCUGGAGGUGGGAAACAAAGUCGUGACAUCAGCUUCGUGACCCGCUACCCUCCUUUUUCAGUUCGGACGAUUACCUCGGAUCCACUGGCAGACAACCCUAGAAUUGGUAUCAGUCGUGUGGUCUGGAGUGCCGACUCUGCGUUCAUCGCAACUAAAAGCGAUCAGAUGCCAUUUAACGUCUGGAUCUGGCGCACAGAGAGCCUGACGCUCCAUGCGACCGUCUCACUGCUCCAGUCGGUGAAAAGCCUACGGUGGGAUCCGAUGCAUACCCGCCUUGCAAUCACAUCAGGAGAAAAUCGCGUGCACCUUUGGACAAUUGAAGGCAUGUCUUGGGUCGACAUACCUACAAAGUCGUUUCAAGCUCGAGGUAUCCAAUGGGCACCAUCAGGCAAUGCACUCAUCGCCGUGGGUCGACAAGAGUUUUGUUCCGUGACGCUUUAG